Microtus ochrogaster (prairie vole) is the source of this 1254-nucleotide messenger RNA. RefSeq names its product HHIP-like protein 2. NCBI's taxonomy places the organism in Eukaryota, Metazoa, Chordata, Mammalia, Rodentia, Cricetidae. Bases 1 to 1254 code for a protein of 417 amino acids. The record is from RefSeq and is a predicted model, not a curated record. The transcript is spliced from 7 exons.
AUGCUGGGAAAACAUACUAGCCCACACACUGUUCCUGGUCAUCCGGCCCCAUGGCUCUCUCCUGGUGUUUUCUACCUGGGCCUCACGUUCUUGGGCUGGGUGGGCCUGCUGCAGGGACAGCCCCAGUGCUUGGAUUAUGGGCCACCCUUCCGUCCUCCUCUCCACCUGGAGUUUUGCUCGGACUAUAACUCCUUCGGCUGCUGCGAUCAACGCAAGGACCACCGUAUUGCUGCCCGGUACUGGGACAUCAUGAACUACUUUGACCUGAGGGGCCACGAGUUGUGUGGAGGUUACAUUAAAGACAUCCUUUGCCAGACCACUCCACCCAGGCAGAAUCUCCGUUCUUUUUUCUCGGUCCUGACAGAUGACAUUUUGCCCAUCUAUGCUUAUGGCCAUGAAGUGGGCAAGUCAGUCACAGGAGGGUAUGUCUACCGUGGGUGUGAAUCUCCCAAUCUUAAUGGCCUCUACAUCUUCGGGGACUUCAUGAGCGGUCGACCUAUGGCUUUGCAGGAAGAUAGGAAAACCAAGAAAUGGAGAAAGCAAGAUAUCUGCCUGGGCAACUCGUCCUGUGCCUUCCCUGGGCUGAUCAGCACCUACAGCCAGUUCAUCAUCUCCUUUGCGGAAGACGAAGCGGGGGAGCUGUAUUUCCUGGCCACUUCCUACCCAAGUGCCUAUGCAGCACAUGGAUCUAUUUACUUAUUUGUCGACCCCUCGAGGCGAGCCCCACCAGGCAAGUGCAAAUACAAGCCAGUGCCCGUGAAAACCAAGACUAAGAAGAUCCAGGUCCGGCCGCUUGCCAGACAGGACCUUGGACCCAGGCUGGGCUGGCUGACUGAGGCUGCCACGCGUCGGCCACAGCCAGGGUGGUGUCCAGGUCCCUGUGGCCACAUUCCCAAGGCCACCGGCAGAGAUAGCCGGAGCGGCGCCACAGCGCCUCCCACUGGCAGACCUGCGCAACUGCAGGCCUGGAGCCUUCCCACAGUCAGAGGUCAAGUUUGCAUCCAGGUCUGCCUUCCAGGAGAGAGAGGGGGUGAUGCCAAGGGCAAGAAGUCCCAGUCUCUAAACAUCUGCAGUAACGGGGAAUCUGACCUUGCUGGACAGUGCGUGCCUGUAGCUCGCGCUUCUCGCACUGGGCAGGCAAUGAGCAAGGACUUUGGGCAACGCCCGGCCAGCAGCCUGUCUAUUCUUAGCGGCCACAGUGGAGACACUCUCUUCCUCUUAGAUGUGAAGAGCCAUGGCGACAUGGCACCGUGA